Molecule: messenger RNA, 324 nt
Organism: Colletotrichum truncatum
Lineage: Eukaryota; Fungi; Ascomycota; Sordariomycetes; Glomerellales; Glomerellaceae
Source: RefSeq, a predicted model, not a curated record
AUGGAGACCGAUCCUCCCUCCUACGGGGCUUGGCCAUACAUCUUUUACCAUUUGCAUACAGUCGAUUGCAAACCACGGAUUUCCAGGCAAUCUCUCAUGAAAUCGUCUUCCCGGGUUUUGUCGGCGCGGACAAUGCACUAUCAAUUACUCACUCAUAUAUCCCUGGUCGUGACAAGCCUCGGUGGUCAUCCCAACGUCUACCCGAGACUCAAGGGAGCCCUCUCCCUGCCUAGCACAGUAGCAUUUCUUGUCUUGAGCCGCCGCGGUUGCUGCGAGAACCGCGAUCGUAGAAAUCAGCUUGAGAGCAGAAACCAUGAUGAUUGA